AUACUUCACGUGACAUUUAUUUAUUUACAGGUCACAUACACAAACGACCAAUAUUAUAGAAUAUUUUUUCUCACUGAAUUGUCAAAUAAUGGCCGAACAUGGUGAUAUUCAAGAAAUAAAUCAGGAACAAGAGCUAAAGGAUCAAUUGGAAAAAAUUUGCUUAGACUAUCAAUCGCUUGUGAAUAACAGCCGUGAAAUGGCCCCAAAAGGAACAAACACAAAGAAAACACCCGAUGCAAACGCUGAAAAUAGUAUUGACGACGAUGAUUUGGAAGAAAUUGCAAAUGUUGCCGAUAAUUUGGAUUCAUUAGAAUCAGCCCUGGAUAUGAUUGAAGAGCGAGCUGAUCGAAUUCGUGAGCAAUUGCUGGAAUUGUUGACCUCGAAUCGAGAGAUACGCCAAUCGAUCAAAGAAGAGAACGAUAAACUGCGUGAAGGUCAAAGCCAAGAGAGUUCAGAUGUAAGCAACUCAUCUGAAGCAAAUAACGAACAAACAAACGAUGAUAAUAAUCAUUGAAAGGGAUUUACAAUUCUAUAAAUAAUAUAAAUUUUUGAAUUUGUGUGAAUACAAAAGAGAGAACUUUAUUUAGUUCGCGGUUAUAAUGUAAAUAUAAAUUUUAAACCGUUUUUUUUUUCGGAAAAAUAAAUGAAUAGUAUUAGAAGUUAUGAUUUGAUGCGUCGAAAAACAGCUACAAACUUAUCCCCCUUGUUUCGUGUUACUUUUUGACCCUCUUCACUGGUCUCGUACAAUUUUUCAACAACCGGAUCUGAAUCCUAUAUUGAUAUGAACGUGCAAUGAAAGAAUCAAUAAAUAUAACAAAUAGAAA
Molecule: messenger RNA, 824 nt
Organism: Contarinia nasturtii (swede midge)
Lineage: Eukaryota; Metazoa; Arthropoda; Insecta; Diptera; Cecidomyiidae
Product: UPF0184 protein CG14818
Exons: 2
Coding region: 89-514 (141 amino acids)
Source: RefSeq, a predicted model, not a curated record